Alternaria atra is the source of this 3747-nucleotide messenger RNA. RefSeq lists its product as uncharacterized. The record is from RefSeq and is a predicted model, not a curated record. The transcript has a single exon. The coding region runs from base 1 to 3747 and encodes 1248 amino acids. NCBI's taxonomy places the organism in Eukaryota, Fungi, Ascomycota, Dothideomycetes, Pleosporales, Pleosporaceae. Gene Ontology annotation, molecular function: metal ion transmembrane transporter activity; protein binding. Gene Ontology annotation, cellular component: membrane. Gene Ontology annotation, biological process: metal ion transport; transmembrane transport.
AUGGGUCGUUCACCAUCACGAUCGAGCGAUGGCGCCGACUCUGCACAGAAUGCGCGCGUCGAACCGCGUCUUCUAAAGGCUAUUGAGGACAAGAAACACGACGAUGCGAUCGCCAUUAUCGAGCAUGCGAAAGCGAAGUCGCAACCCGUCGAUCACCUCCUACGCAUAGGCUUAAUGCGCGCAGCCGAGCGCGGAAACAUAUACAUCACCGAAUACUUGCUCAGGAGUGGCGCGAAGCCCGAUGGCGCGCCAGGUGGUCGGGUUUCGCCUCUCUUCAAAGCGAUUGAGAAGAAUCAUGUCGGAGUUGUACAACUGCUGUUGAGGUUUGGGGGCAACGUGGAUGCACAAGACAAGCAGGGACGGACUGCGCUCAUGACAGCUGCUUGGAAGAACUACUUCCAUAUCAUGCAUGAACUGCUAAGAUGUGGUGCCGAUGUCAAUAAGAAGGACAAUACUGGGCGGAACGUUCUCCACAACCUGGCGGCAGACAAACAUUGCAACUGGGGUCGCGAUGUCAUUGCCGAGUUGCUGAGGCAAAACAUUGCGAUUGACGGACCGGAGGGUCAGGACGAUCAGAAGCGAAGCCCGUUACAUUGGGCUGCCAGUACUGGAAAGAAGGAGCUAUGCGAAAUGUUAUUGAAACGAGCCAGACUACCGAGGGCGAAUGUGAACGCAAUAGAAAUCAGACAAAAGACAGCACUACACUUGGCAAUCGCACAUGGCCGAGACGACAUCAUCGAGCUUUUGCUUGUCCACGGCGCAGAUGUGGGAGCGAAGAGUGAUGGAAGCUGGACACCUCUCCAUAAUGCUUGCCAGCAAGGAAGUGUAAAGGUACUGAAGAUGCUAAUGGCUGCUGGAGCAGAUAUCAACGCGAGAUUACUCACUGGAAUGACACCCUUGCAUGUCGCGGCACAAGCUGGUCACUUUGACGUAGUGCAAUGUCUCUUGGAAAGAAGAGACGUCAAACGAGCAGCGAAAGAUAAUUUUGGUAUUACACCAUUCUUACGAGCUGCGCAAAGCAAGAGCUCUGCACGCAAAGACAUCAUCAACGCUCUGGCACCCCACAAUCAAGUCGAAGCACUUAGCGAAGAUGCACUUGGCGCUACGAACGGUUUCCAUGCUACCAUCGUCGACUUCGGCAAUUUUCAUAACGAAAACAACGUGUCAAGAAGGACUGUCUACGAGCUGCUGUAUGCCCGUGAUGUUAUCAAUCCGAGAAAGCCGGCUGUUGCGAUUCUGCCCAAGGAGUCAAAGGCAACGACCUUCCGAUGGAUCCAUCUCCCGGCCAACAACAUGGCCUGGAUUGAGGCAUUGCUCACGAAAGCGUUCAUCGAAGAGGGUGCCAGUGACGUGGAGGGUUUCAAGGCGCUUGAACGGUCCUUCAGUCAUCAGCAUCGAGGGCAGCAGAUACACUCACAUUUCAUGCGACCACUGUGUCAGAGUACACCGCGUGCACCGAAGCAACACGAUGAUUCAGACCUCUCCGACGGCGCUGAUCAGAUACCACAAAUCUUGGUCAAUAGUGGCCUGGGUUUAGGCAUCGAUUCAAUAGCUGGUUCGCAAGAAUUACCUCCGUCUCCCUUCCCUCGUACGCCUGUACGGACCAACACCAUAGAUACAGAUCAAACGGAUGGGACUGCAGGAACAGGCUCGGGACACGCAACCGUCAGGGAAGGGAAAAGUAAAGCAAAGGACAAACCCAAGAAGACGCCGAAGUGGAGCGGAUCUAAGCAAGCUGGCAAACGAUCUGGUGGGACAGACACCCCAACCAGGGGCCCAGAGCACUACGCAAAACGCACACACACUAGCUCCUCUCUCACCAACAGUGGUCACCUCAGGUCGCCUGGCAGUCCAGGAAGGAAAGAUCCAACUACCGUAGCGAAGGGCAAUAUCUUCGCCUUCAUGCCAUACUUACAUUUUGAAACCGACCGACGGCGGCAGGAAAUGCAGGCUGCAAUCUCAAGGACACAAAAGAUGAAAGAACGCGAAAAGAAUGAAGGGGGCAUUUUCAAGCCACAGUAUUACCGGGCUUCAACCUACGACGAAAUGCUUUUCAGGGCUCAUUUGACAUCGUCACAAGUCUCGUUGCAUGUACGACGCACUUUGGAUCAAUUCUUCUAUCACAACAUUGAUACGCAAUCGCGAGACCGAGAUCAAGUUGUCUAUCGGUACCAAUGCAAGUCGAACGAGCCGCAACACGUUGACCCCAAGAUCUUCAUGGUUGAUCAACUGUGGAUGUGGACACUCGGUAAAGACCUGAUAGUGACGGCUUUUCCGCAACGAUGGCAACAGCCUCGAAAUGACCCGCUCAACGUUCUUGAUGGUGUCAUUGAAGACAUCAACAGCAAAACAAGAGAUCCAGUGCGUAGUGUAUACGACCUUGCGAUGAUCAUCGCCGGCCGAUGUAGUGGUGUUUUCGAUAGACAUCGUGUUGGUGACGAAGAUUAUCAGUUUCUUGACAUGUUUGAGUCGAGCAUUGGUGAUGCUACGGAAAUGGAAACCAUGCUUUUCAAGGACUUCAACAUUGCGUCCGCUCAGGCAUCUGAGUGGUUACAUCAUCACCGAAGGCCCAAUCGCUUCUCGAGACACCUAGAGGCUGAGGGAAGGCAAAGGGAACAUCUCAAUCGUCGGCACUCGUCACAUCACUCACACGCGCACGCAUUGGCUGACCCUCCGAUUCGAGAAGAAGCGUUCGAGUACGAUGACAGCGAUCGAACAGCUGCUCAUGCCCCGCUGUUCGUCGAUAAACUACUGGACAUUGGCGCUGAAACAGACCUGCUGGCAGAGACCAAGGACAUUCGUGACGAACUCAACAUGAUAACGAAGGUACUGGAAGACCAACGCAAUGUAUUGCCAGACAUGGAGACAAGCAUUACAGACAUAUAUCGCGAAGAGCACAAGAGUCAGCAAGAUCUCAAGAAGCGGUUCAAAGACAUGCUUAAAACGAUCGACACUCAUAUCAAGGAUCUCGAACGCAUGGACAAGCAAGCCAAACGCAUCUAUGAGUCCAUCACUGAUUUGCUCGAUCUAAAGCAGAAGCAUGCUAACGCUUUCGAAGCACGCUUCGCUCGCGACCAGGCUGCUGGUACUGCAAGGCAAAGCCAGACCAUCAUGGUGUUUACCAUUGUCACAAUCAUCUUCCUUCCUUUGUCGUUCAUCGCAGCCAUGUUCACCAUCAACAUCCAAGAAUUUCCCCACCAGCCAGGAGGCGGUGAGCCUUCCCUCCCUCUAUCAUACGUCAGCAAGUACAUGUUUGGCAUCGGCUUCGCAAUCUCCAUACCAUUCAUCGCUAUCGCGCUUUCAUUUGAUGCUAUUGGCGACUUUUUCCGCGAAGUCAAGACCCGCUUCCGCAAACGCAGGACCCAAAGCCAGCAGAUCCGACGCGACGCCAAUGACCCUUACAGUGGUAUUGAGAAAACCGAUUUUGAAUACCCUUUUGACACACACACUAUCGAACAAGCUCUGAGUCGCGGACGCAGUACGGCAUACCGUCCAGACGGCAGACGUAGCAUCGAAAGCUAUCUCGGCAGUGCAAGGAGAACUGAUGGUGGUUCGCUACUUCAUGUCGCUAGUCGCAGUACCGGAAGGAGCCCGGAGAAGGGUGUUGUGAGGGUUACCAAUGGUUUGAAUGGAACGGCUACGAUGCCUGAUAGGUUAAGUGUUGAUAGGGCUGAGAGGCAGAGUCCGAUCGAGAGGAUCAGCACGGGAUUUAGGAUGAGGGGAAGUGGGGAUUUUGAACGUGCGUAG